AUGCAGCAGCCAGCGGAAGACGCCGCCCCCGAGCUGCUACGACGCAAUGUGCCGUCUUUGAAGAGUAUGUUCAAGUUCCGAGGACAGUCGGAGGAUCAGGGCGUUGUCCGGAAGUCAUCGGGGCGAUCGAGUUCGUCCACGCCUCGAAAUCUCAUCGUGCCGGACUUGACGGACCUUGGCGAAGCUCAGCUCCCCACUGCACAGCCUGAGGAAAAGGUCCCUGUGUCCGGAUCAGCAAGGAAGUAUCGGCAGAGUGAUGGCUCUAGUGUCCCUCCAGUUGAGUCCAAACACAAGACCAGCACACAAUCUAAGGCACCGCGUUCGUUGCGUGGUAAACUACAUUUCUACUGCGGCGAUGGCAAAGCAGCAGUCGGCGCAGCACGUAGUGCGAGAAGAGCAUUGGGUUAUCUAUCGUUGCAACAGGGUAUAGCCUUCUUAAUGCUGUUGGCUGGGAUGCUGUCGGAGUCAGGCACACCAGCUCCGCGUUACAACGUUCCCAUUGCCAUCGGUCUCAUCUUACUACCAGCGGCAGAAGACGACAGUGUGCAGCGUGAACAUCACCGCCUAUAUAUUACCGGGCUAGCACUGGCCACUGCUAUUGACUUCGUGUGGCUCAUGCGUCCGCAAGAAGAGGCAUUCAAUGGCUACUUUGUGGAAAGCACCAAGAGCUUCACCGAUGUAGGAAUCGCGCUAUGUUCUCUCGCCAAGAUCAGUCUCAUAUUCUGCAACUACUUGGAGCUCGUCGACACGGAGCCACCACUUGAUGAUGACAGUGUGGAGGCUCGAAAGGCGCCACAAAUCGCACCGCCCAGCUUCCGUUUGUGGGAUAAACUCAAGUUCUUCUUCCCAAGACGGACAUUACCUAAACGUGCCGAACUGAGCCUUGAAGUGCUGCACCGUGUACUGGUACUCGCGUGGAUACACCUAUUCUGUGGUAUACUGCUGCUUGGCCUAGGACUCAUCUCGACUGCGUGGUAUUCCGGACGCACGCAGUUCCGAGUUAACCCUGUAGGCAUUCCGCUCUACAUCAUGCUGCUGCUUAAGUCAGCUACGACGUUGUUGACUUAUCUCACAGUCUCUCAUCGGAUUAACUACGACGCUUGCCUCGAGCUCUACGGUUUGCGUUCGCGUGAAUCCAAUAGUCGAGUUCGAGAAGUGGACGGUGUGCAGAUUCGUUUACCACAGGAACCCGUUCUAGCUUAUAACCGAGCAUGGCUGCAUCGAGUACAGCGUGCAAAGGCUCUAGAUGGUAUUGCAGGAGGCUAUCUCUUGCUUGUCUUCUACGCAGCUCUACGUAGCGGGCAAGUAGUAGGUGGACGAGGUGUUCCAGCGAUGUUAGCCUGCAUAGCACUAGUUCAACUCGUACUGGAUGUGUGGACACCGCUGCUUAUCUUAGUGGCUGGACGAUGUGGCUUAGCAUUGUAUGUACUUCACCGUCGAGGUAUACCUGGGACGGAUCCACUGUUCCCGCCUCAACUUCGUUGGGAUGACAGUGAUGAAGAUAGCGAUGAUUCCGACAGCAGUGACGAUGAUAGCGAUGGUAGCGAUGAUUCUAACGGCGUUGUCUCGUAUCACUCAUCUUCAUCCAGUGGAGACGCCGACAGAACUCCAGCCGAAAGACGAGAACGCAGACUACGUCACCGACAACGACGACUUGAGCUGCGAGCAAGUCCUCGUGAGCCUCAAUUGCCCAUCGUAGACGCGGACGCUGUAGCAGGAGAUCAGACUGCACGUAGUGCUCGUGACAUCGCCACUGCUCGGGAUAUCGUGGACAAUGCCAAUAGUUCUGGAACGGGAGCAUGGGUGCGUCACUGGCACGAGGCAUCAAGAAGAGCUUAUCUUGUGCACUCGAUCACCAAUGAAGCAGUGUGGGAGGUUCCGAAACAGUCAAGUACACCACCGAUGUCAGCUCGACAGCCUGCAUCGGCAAGAGAACCCGCCAGACUCGACAGCACUCGAAUCACACCGCAAGCUUUCGAUGAACAUUGGAACGAGUUGGCUGAUAGCGGCGGCUUCAACUGCCGAGUCUCCCGGAUCCCAGAGAUCGCCGUCCUCGCUCGACAUCUACACGAACACGACUUCAUUGUCGUAUCCGAUGGUCUUGGUGUUUCCCAGCAACGUACAGUCCUGUUCUACGCGGAAGACUUUGAAGACAAUGAGAAUCCACGACUCAUGUUCAUGAGCGAGUUCGUCUUCGAUAGUCUGAGUCUGAAGCUGCGAGCACGUUUCCGAUGCACAGAACCUGAACAAAUUGUCCAGUUCGUCAAAAGGUUACAACUCAAGGAGAUCGUGGGCGCUUACGCCCCCUGCGACUGAAACCAACAUGAGCAAUACGAAUCUAUAAUAUUUGAGAACUUCCUUAUUGGUUUGGC
This is a messenger RNA of Phytophthora nicotianae INRA-310, 2372 nucleotides long. RefSeq lists its product as hypothetical. Gene Ontology annotation, cellular component: clathrin adaptor complex. NCBI's taxonomy places the organism in Eukaryota, Oomycota, Peronosporomycetes, Peronosporales, Peronosporaceae. The record is from RefSeq and is a predicted model, not a curated record. Bases 1 to 2316 code for a protein of 771 amino acids. The transcript has a single exon. Gene Ontology annotation, biological process: vesicle-mediated transport; intracellular protein transport.